Messenger RNA from Anarrhichthys ocellatus (wolf-eel), 1168 nucleotides. It is a transcript of the gene smad3b, whose product is annotated as SMAD family member 3b. Gene Ontology annotation, biological process: SMAD protein signal transduction; activin receptor signaling pathway; transforming growth factor beta receptor signaling pathway. Gene Ontology annotation, molecular function: I-SMAD binding; DNA-binding transcription factor activity, RNA polymerase II-specific; RNA polymerase II cis-regulatory region sequence-specific DNA binding. NCBI's taxonomy places the organism in Eukaryota, Metazoa, Chordata, Actinopteri, Perciformes, Anarhichadidae. Bases 218 to 1126 code for a protein of 302 amino acids. The record is from RefSeq and is a predicted model, not a curated record. The transcript is spliced from 6 exons. Gene Ontology annotation, cellular component: heteromeric SMAD protein complex.
AGCUGCUCCACUCCGGUCGGAGUUAACCUGCGACGCAAGCCGCUGCUGCUAAGUCCCCCAGGCAGCGACCAGCCACUCGUCUGUCUGGGAGUGUAUCUAGCUAAGCUAACUAAGUUGUUGUUAUUAUAGGAACGGCAAAACUGUAAUGUUAGCAAUUCUGGGAAUUAAAUCAGUGUACUGUAGCUAAUUGUUAACCGCUAAACUGAAUUUAAAAAAAAUGUCUAUAUUGCCGUUCACUCCUCCAAUCGUGAAGAGGCUCCUUGGCUGGAAGAAGGGAGAGCAGAACGGGCAAGAGGAGAAAUGGUGCGAGAAGGCUGUCAAGAGUCUGGUGAAGAAGUUGAAAAAGACGGGACAGCUGGAGGAGUUGGAAAAAGCCAUCACAACACAGAAUAUCAACACGAAAUGCUUAACCAUACUCAGAUCUUUAGAUGGCCGUCUCCAGGUCUCCCACAGAAAAGGUCUUCCUCAUGUCAUCUACUGUCGCCUGUGGCGCUGGCCAGACCUGCAGUCCCACCAUGAGCUGAGGGCUGUCGACCACUGUGAAUAUGCCUUCCACACCAAGAAGGAUGAAGUUUGCGUCAACCCCUACCACUACCAGAGGGUGGAGACGCCAAUCUUGCCUCCUGUCCUGGUACCACGCCAUACAGAUAUCCCUGCAGAGUUUCCACCGCUGGAUGACUACAGUCCAUCCAUACCGGAGAACACCAACUUUCCCGCUGGCAUUGAGCCCCAGAGUAACUAUAUUCCUGAAACUCCACCACCGGGGUAUCUGAGUGAGGAUGGUGAGACAAACGAUCACCAGCUCAACCACAGCAUGGACACAGGUUCACCCAGCCUGUCGCCCAAUCCCGUGUCACCUGCAAACAAUAGUCUUGACCUACAACCUGUGACGUACUGCGAGUCUGCCUUCUGGUGCUCGAUCUCCUACUAUGAGCUGAACCAGCGUGUAGGAGAGACCUUCCAUGCCUCCCAGCCCUCCCUCACUGUGGAUGGAUUCACAGACCCAUCCAACUCUGAGCGCUUCUGUUUGGGCUUGCUGUCCAAUGUCAACCGCAACUCGGCAGUAGAGCUCACACGCAGACACAUAGGUACUCGUUUUAUUCCACAGGGACUUCACAAGCUCUGAUCUAACUUGACCUUUUUAUACAGUUGUGUGAAAAAGUGUUUG